Mercenaria mercenaria is the source of this 883-nucleotide messenger RNA. RefSeq names its product complement C1q-like protein 4. The coding region runs from base 41 to 781 and encodes 246 amino acids. The transcript is spliced from 3 exons. NCBI's taxonomy places the organism in Eukaryota, Metazoa, Mollusca, Bivalvia, Venerida, Veneridae. The record is from RefSeq and is a predicted model, not a curated record. Gene Ontology annotation, molecular function: protein binding.
CAAACAUUUGGUCUAAUUUGUCCUAAAAUCCGGAGCAAUAAUGGCAACGUUCCUUUUUGGAAUAUUACUAAUUUCAUUUUUAGGCUACACAAGAUGUGAAAACUGUGUGUCUGAAAGUAGGUUUAAUGAACUGGAGGAAAUUAUCCGUGUGAAGUUUCAGGAAUUACAAAAUGAAAAUUAUGAACUGAAAGAAAAAUUGCUGGCUCUUGAAACGAAACUAGAAUAUUAUGAACGUCAUAGGAAAGAAACUCCUGUUGAUAAAGAUAUUGGAGAUGAAACUGACACUCCUGAAGAUGAGGGUGUUACUAACAUCCGCAACAGAAUCAACGGAGGCAUUGAGUCUAAAACCAUUCCCGGUAAACUAAAACGACAAGUGUCAACAAACGUCGCAUUUUACGCCUACCUGAGCGGGAAGCGCUGCUAUGGAAACCAUGAAACCUUCAUUUAUGACGUUGUGGAAACUAACGUUGGUAAUGGUUAUAAUUCUCGGGACGGGAUAUUUGACGUUCCUGUGACAGGUGUGUACGUCUUUACUGUAACCCUGGUGCAAUAUCCCAACGAGAACAUUCAAGCAGAGGUCAUCGUUGAUGGUGUAGUGAAGGGUUUCAUUUUUGUAGAUUAUCAACAAAAUCACGAAAUCGAUCAAGCAAGCACCUCCAUUGUCGUUCAUGUCAACGCCGGGAAUCAUGUCUUCAUCCGACGCGGGACAAACAGCGCGUGUUACGUCGCCAGUGAAACGAACUAUGCAAGAACUACUUUCGGGGGAUGGCUUUUGUUCUAAGUCUCCUAUAAAGGUGGUUCUGUAUGUUUAUAUAAAAACGUUACUAUAGUAUAAGAUUUGACUAAACGAUUUUGUUUCGAACAAUUAACCAAUAAAAAGAUA